Messenger RNA from Drosophila biarmipes, 998 nucleotides. RefSeq names its product peptidoglycan-recognition protein LF-like. Lineage: Eukaryota; Metazoa; Arthropoda; Insecta; Diptera; Drosophilidae. Gene Ontology annotation, molecular function: peptidoglycan binding; N-acetylmuramoyl-L-alanine amidase activity; zinc ion binding. Gene Ontology annotation, biological process: peptidoglycan catabolic process; innate immune response. The record is from RefSeq and is a predicted model, not a curated record. The coding region runs from base 136 to 777 and encodes 213 amino acids. The transcript is spliced from 4 exons.
ACGCCCCUUUGACUCUGAAUUUAAAUUAAAAAAGAAACAAUUAAAUACUAUCCACUUAAAAAAUUAAAAUUAAUUUUAAAAAAUGUGCGGAUUGAGCUGUUGUUUUGACUAGGUUACUGGCGAUAAUUCUGCCAAAUGGCAAAUUCCAAGCUAACCGAUCUUGAGGGAAAUGGAAAAAAAGGAGUCAAAACCACACGGUUGUACCUUGCCAUUUUCCUCUUUUUGUUCCUAACUUUACCCAUGGGCUACUACUUUUGGAAGAGAAGUCACCGAAAUGAUUUGAGUAUAAUUGAGCGCGAUGAGUGGGGAGCUGAGGAACCCACUGCAAGGGAAUACCUGAAUCUGCCAGCCCAAAACGUUAUUAUUUAUCACACUGCCACCGAGCAGUGCGAAACAAAGGAUGCUUGCAUACACCGCAUGCAGAUGCUUCAAGAUUUCCACAUGAAAAACAGGGACUGGCAUGACAUAGGCCUGAAUUUCCUGGUGGGCGGCGAUGGGGGGGUCUACGAGGGGCGUGGCUGGGAUGUACGCGCCCAGGGACUGCGGGGCUAUGAAUCUGUAUCCAUUAGCAUUGCCUUCAUCGGUACUUUCUCAAAUGUGGAGCCUCGAGAGCGACAGGUUCUGGCUGCCAAGCGGUUGAUGGAGGACGGAGUUCGCCGAAAGAAGUUGCGCCACGACUAUAGCAUCUAUGCCCAGCGCCAGUUUGAGCCCACCGAAAGUCCUGGCCAAAAACUAUACGAUUUGAUGAAAAGGUGGCCCCGUUGGUCUAGCAUUUAGACUAAUUAUCGAUUGGAUUUAAUGAGAUACACGAACUAAAACUAUUGAAAAGUCCAUUUGUCAUUUUCCAAAAACAAAGAAUCAUUGGUAGUGAAGGGAAGUCAAAAAAGUAUAAAUUGGUCUUGUUUAUAAGCCUUUAAAUAUAAUUUAUAAAAAUAUUUUUCAUAUAUAAUAUGCGAAGAACUAAGUACUAAAUAAAGAAGGGUGAAAAUCGUGAAGAA